UAACAAAAAUAAAAAUAAAAACAAACAACAUUUUGGAUUAUUACCUAAAUCAAAUUCAAGUUCUAGUAUGUUAGAAGAAUCUUCUAGAAAAAAAAGAGAUUCAUGGUGGAAUAGUGAUAAUCAACAAACAACAGGAGCUACUCGUCAUUCUAUGCUUCCAAGUUUAAAGAACGAUUCAAGUACCUCUUUGACUUCUUUUAAUUAUCAACCAUCCCAAAGUGCUGGCACUUUACAAAUAGAUACAAACGUUCAUAAUCAUAAUAAUCGUCAUAGUCAUCAUUUAUCAGUUAACAAUAGUAAUAAUAAUUCAACUCAACAGAUAACGACGAUGAAUUAUAAUAAUAAAUAUCUUACCAUUAAUUCAGCAUCAUCACUAAGGAGUGAUAGUGGUAGUAAUAGUAGUAAUCAGGAUUAUCACGGUAAUAAUCAAAAUAAUCGUGAUAAAGAAUUAAAUAUUGCUCAACGACAAAGUGAAGCUGACGAAUUUAUACAGCAAGCUAUACAAUUUCAUGAAGCCAAUGAAUUAGAGAAAGCAACUUAUUAUUUCAAAUUAGCAGCUGACAAAGAUAGUCCACUUGGAUUAUUUUUAUAUGGUAUCGCAUUAAGACAUGGUUGGGGAUGUAAACCAAAUGCCAAACUUGCUGUAAGAUGUUUACAGAAAGCUGCGGAAUCAGCUGUUUCCGAACUUCACGAAUCGAUGGCAGCAAAUCCAAGUAUUGCUCGUCAUGAAUUAGUACACGGAUGGGGUGUACCCAAGAAAAAGCAAAAUGCAGCAUAUUAUUUUGAAAUAGCAGCAAAUUUAGGUGAUCCCGAUGCACAAAAUGAUUUGGCAUUUUGUUAUUAUCACGGUGAAGGUAUUAAAAAGAAAGCUGCUAAAUAUUAUCGAAUGGCGGCUGCCCAAGGUGCUGGAAUUUUUCAAAUAUAA
Diversispora eburnea is the source of this 925-nucleotide messenger RNA. NCBI's taxonomy places the organism in Eukaryota, Fungi, Glomeromycota, Glomeromycetes, Diversisporales, Diversisporaceae. The record is from the annotation of a GenBank genome assembly.